Molecule: messenger RNA, 2727 nt
Organism: Trichechus manatus latirostris (Florida manatee)
Lineage: Eukaryota; Metazoa; Chordata; Mammalia; Sirenia; Trichechidae
Gene: CDC73
Product: cell division cycle 73
Exons: 19
Coding region: 172-1971 (599 amino acids)
Biological process (GO): transcription elongation by RNA polymerase II; positive regulation of transcription elongation by RNA polymerase II
Cellular component (GO): Cdc73/Paf1 complex
Molecular function (GO): RNA polymerase II complex binding
Source: RefSeq, a predicted model, not a curated record
CCUUCUGCUGUCGUAGGCUAGGACGGCUGUUAGUUGCUGCUGCUGUUGGUUUGCGGCGGCGGCGGCGGCGGCGGAGGAGGAGGAGGAAGAGGGCGAGGCGACGGGGGAAGGCGGAGGCAGGCUCGGCGGCGGCGGCGGUACCCGCGUCCGGCGGCGGCGAGGGGGGGGAAGAUGGCGGACGUGCUCAGCGUCCUGCGACAGUACAACAUUCAGAAGAAGGAGAUUGUGGUGAAGGGAGACGAAGUAAUCUUCGGGGAGUUCUCCUGGCCCAAGAAUGUCAAGACCAACUAUGUAGUUUGGGGGACUGGAAAGGAAGGCCAACCCAGAGAGUAUUACACGUUGGAUUCUAUCUUAUUUCUUCUUAACAAUGUGCACCUUUCUCAUCCUGUUUAUGUCCGACGUGCAGCCACUGAAAACAUUCCUGUGGUUCGAAGACCUGACCGAAAAGAUCUACUUGGCUAUCUCAAUGGUGAAGCAUCAGUAAGAUUGAUUUGUACAGAAAAUCUUGUGCAUAAUGGAAAGAUCAUCAUCAGGAGUGUUGUCUUCCUGUGCUAUCUUCAUUCAGCAUUCAGCAAGCACUUACUGAGUGCUUAUUCUUACAGAAAGAAACUCCAGAAGGACAUACAAGAGACUAUCAGUGGUUGUGGAGGGUGGUGGGAAAUAGGAGCGUGGAUGGGGAUAGCAACAUCAGCAAGUAUUGACAGAAGUGCCCCCCUAGAAAUAGGUCUACAGCGAUCUACUCAAGUUAAACGAGCUGCAGAUGAAGUUUUAGCAGAAGCAAAGAAACCGCGAAUUGAGGAUGAAGAGUGUGUGCGCCUUGAUAAAGAGAGAUUGGCUGCCCGUUUGGAGGGUCACAAAGAAGGAAUUGUACAAACAGAACAGAUUAGGUCUUUGUCUGAAGCUAUGUCAGUGGAAAAAAUUGCUGCAAUCAAAGCCAAAAUUAUGGCUAAGAAAAGAUCUACUAUCAAGACCGAUCUAGAUGAUGAUAUAACUGCCCUUAAACAGAGGAGUUUUGUGGAUGCUGAGGUAGAUGUGACCCGUGAUAUUGUCAGCAGAGAGAGAGUGUGGAGGACACGAACAACUAUCUUACAAAGCACAGGAAAGAAUUUUUCCAAGAAUAUUUUUGCAAUUCUUCAGUCUGUGAAAGCAAGAGAAGAAGGGCGGGCACCUGAACAGCGACCAGCCCCAAAUGCAGCACCUGUGGAUCCCACAUUGCGUACAAAACAGCCUAUCCCAGCUGCCUACAACAGAUAUGACCAGGAAAGAUUCAAAGGAAAAGAAGAAACGGAAGGCUUCAAAAUUGACACUAUGGGCACCUACCAUGGUAUGACACUGAAAUCUGUAACGGAGGGUGCAUCUGCCCGUAAGACUCAGACUCCUGCAGCACAGCCAGUACCAAGACCAGUUUCCCAAGCAAGACCUCCCCCAAAUCAGAAGAAAGGGUCUCGAACACCAAUUAUCAUAAUUCCAGCUGCUACCACCUCUUUAAUAACCAUGCUUAAUGCAAAAGACCUUCUGCAGGAUCUGAAAUUUGUCCCAUCAGAUGAAAAAAAGAAACAAGGCUGCCAACGGGAAAAUGAAACUUUAAUACAGAGAAGAAAAGACCAGAUGCAACCAGGGGGCACUGCAAUUAGUGUGACAGUUCCUUAUAGAGUGGUAGACCAGCCCCUUAAACUUAUGCCUCAAGACUGGGACCGAGUUGUAGCAGUUUUUGUACAGGGUCCUGCCUGGCAGUUCAAAGGCUGGCCUUGGCUUUUGCCUGAUGGAUCACCAGUUGACAUAUUUGCUAAAAUUAAAGCCUUCCAUCUCAAGUAUGAUGAAGUUCGCCUAGAUCCAAAUGUUCAGAAAUGGGAUGUAACAGUAUUAGAACUCAGCUAUCACAAACGUCAUUUGGAUAGACCAGUUUUCUUACGGUUCUGGGAAACAUUGGAUAGGUACAUGGUAAAGCAUAAAUCCCACUUGAGAUUCUAAAUUACUUGGUUUCCCCUUUUUCUGGAAAUUUGGAUUGAGAAGCCUGGAUAUACCUUGAUCUAAAGACUGAGACUCAAGCUUUAUGAAUUUAUCGAGAACUUACAAAUGAAGAAGGUCACUGAUAUUUUAUAAGACCUUAUUUGAUGCUUUGUGCUUCAAAGGGAUGCCUGUCAUCCAUUAUAAGCAAACUUUUUGGCUUACAACUAUUUUUUUAAUAUUAGCCUUCUAGUCUGUAACGGAAAUUGUAUAUUUUGAUAGAUGUUUUUUCUCCAUUGGUUUAAUUAGCAUUACUUAAAAUUUGUUUCUUUAGAAAAUAAAUACAGGUUACAAAUGUGUGUAUAUUUAGAGAUUAUAAGGCUCUCUAAGUCAUCUUGCUUCUGAUUUUUCAUUGCUCUGUUGUUCCUUUUAUUGAAAAUACUAUGUUAUGAAUGGAAUUAAAUUUUAGUCUCUGGAAUUUUUUCCAAAACUAAACAAAGGAAUGUGACUACUUUGAAUGAAUCAAAAUGUCAACUUGUAUGUAUACUAUAUCUACAUUUACUCUUUAUUUAAAAAGGAAUAAUGAAAAAUCAAGAACAAUUAUUCAGUUUUGGCUGAACUGUUCAGCCUUUCCAAUACUUCUUUACUUUUAAUGAAUACAUUUAAUGAAUGUAUAUUCUUUUCACUGACUUUGGUGAUUUUAAAAUUUAGGAUGAUAUAUUUCUAUCUGUGAUAUCUUUCCACUUGAAAAAUCUCAAAACACAGAUUAAAAACCUAAUA